AUGGAACAAAAGUAUUCUCAGAGAAAAACUAAAAAGAAUAAGCAUGUGAGUUUUCGGGGAUACUGUAGAUUUAUGGCAGGAGAUUUUUGAUCUACUGAAGUUUUCCCUAGAUUUUCUAGGGUAUUGUGAAUGAACAUCAUAAAAGUACUGUAGAAAAUCUCACAUUCAGUACUUUGAAAAAUCAAAAAAACUCCAUUUUUGCAGGGAAAAAAAGAUAAAACUGCCAGAACACUCAAAAAGAAGCACAGCAAUGGAAAACUGGCACAAUCGGGAAGAAACAAGAAACACGCAGCGAAAAGCAAAUUGAAAGCGAUGAAACAGGUGAGAUCCGCCUACCGAGUUAGUAGUUUUUUGCGUUUUUCAGAGUAUGCGCGAAGGAAGGAGCAAGAGUAACACACAUUCGCAAGGUUCGCAGAGUGGCGAUUAUUUUAUUGUGAAAUCAACGGCGCCUACGAAUGUUCCAAAAGGUUUGUGGAUGGAAAAGUUUUUUCUCGAAUCUUGGCUGAGAUUGAGGUUUAAAGUUGUACUGUAAAUUUUCAAUCAUAAACUUAGUUCUCAAGUAGCCGCGCCCAGACAGUCUAAUUAAAAAAUACAAACAUUUUCAACAAUUUUCAGAAGAAGCAAUACGAUUGGCACCGUCACAAAUCACAACAACAGCUCCAACAGAUGAAGAACAAAACACCGCUGACACAACAAACUAUUUCAGUGUUUCGAGAAGUGUAAUGGCAGAUAGGAAACCGAAUCAAUAUGAAGAGGAAGAACCGAAUGAAGUUCGAACUCCAAUUAGUCGAACACCGUGUGUAAAACGGGAAAAAGAUCGAAGAGGACAUGAGAAUCGACCGCUUCGAUUAGCACCACAAUCUGCAGUUCCGGAUGAUGAUGACGUCAAUAAACUCAUUGAGAAAUAUAAGAAUCCGAAAAGAAGUCAAGUUAUGCCGGUGGCUAAACCGAGUAUUUUAGUGGAUUCGAUGGUUCGCUCAAAAAUGUCUAUGCCCUUGUUACGUGUGAGUUUAUAAAAUUGCUAUUUGUCACGUCAUAACUUUAUUUUCUUUAGCCUCAUAAAUCGCCAGCGAAGGAAAAAACAUUGGUUGAAACGCAGUCUGAUGAAUUUGAUGAUGGUCCAGAUAUGAAAACUGCGCCAAUACGAAAAGAAAAACCAUCGGCAGAAUGUAAAACGGCGAGAUUAGACGGUAGGGCUAAGAACAAUCCUAAGCAACUUGUUACGCCUAAGGAGUCAAUGAUCCAUAACUUCUCGAUUUUCAGUUAUCGAGGACAUUUAUGAUAAAUAUCCGAAAAUCGAAGAAGUUCUACUUCUACCAUCUGAAAAUCCAUAUGGUCCAAACGAAAUGCCAACUUGGAUGGAUUAUUUGGAGCCGACGGAUGAAGAUAUGACAAAUAGUGAGCCGGCUUGUUCAGUGGGAGCUGAACAAAUCGAAAUGUAUCACUCGAAAAAGUUCAAACUCAAAUAUCCGCCGGAGAAAAAGUGAGAUAAUUUUGACCUUCAUACUUCAAGAACUCUUUAAAAUCAAAAUGUUUCAUUCAGAAUCACCCUCGAUCAAUGGCAAACGACUCAAAUGUUGAUGCAAAAUGAUAAUCUGUUUUUCACGCCUCCACUCAUCUUCAGUAAUACGAUUCGAAGUUUGAUCAAUGUUGCAUGUAAGAAUGAGUUUCUCUAGUUAGCCUAACUAAUCAUAGUUUUUUAAAGCUUCAAAACAUAACAAAAGUAAAAGGGAUGACGACGAGGAGAAUUCCACGCAACCAUCAGCGGAAGCAAUUUUGAGAGUCGUGGAUCAUGAUCGACUUCAGUGUUAUACAUAUUUGGUGAGUUUGUUCAAAGAGGAGUGGGAAGAAAAAGGAACAUUGCAUCUUUCUUAAUUUUUGGAUUCUUAAAAGUGGGGUCUGACAUAAAAAUCGAUUUCUUUGAUAAAAUUUGAAUUCAACAAUUCGUUUCCUUGUUUAAAAAAGCCAUCGACAAAUUUAAAUAAAAAUUUGAAUUGACAGAGAAAAACAGCUCCAAAUUACUGUACAUCUGGACUUUCAAGCCAUUUUACACGGAGUUUCACUCUGUUUUUGAACUUUGAAAUUUUUUAACUAAUUUUUGAGAAGCUUUUAGAAAAAUCCUUCGAUGAUUGUACUAAUUAGAACAUGCUCUUUUAAUUCAGCAUUACUUAUUUUCAGACUCCACGUCUUAUUUCUAUUUUCCUUUUUAUUUAAUUUUAGUCUAAUUGUUUUCUUUUCCAGCGUUCGGAUCCGAUUCCAACAGCUGGAAAGAAAGUUCUAAUGAAACCUGAAGAUGUGCCGGAUAAAUCGACUUUUGUGAGGCCUUGA
Molecule: messenger RNA, 2328 nt
Organism: Caenorhabditis angaria
Lineage: Eukaryota; Metazoa; Nematoda; Chromadorea; Rhabditida; Rhabditidae
Source: the annotation of a GenBank genome assembly